AGGGGAUAGUCGCAGGAAAAGUGCGCAGUCUCAGUUUUCUGAAGAUGAUUAUUUUGUGGUGAGAAAUCCUUGACAAUGCUUGAUAACUGAGCUGAUUCCCCUGAGAGAAAACCCCGAAAAUAUUCACCGAAAUGUCUCAAGUUCAAGGGCCUCCGCCAGCCAGUCUUCCCGUCAGUAGCCCAACAAAGCCUGGACCAAGUCACACUGUGGGCGGCAAAAAGUCAGGGAAGAAAGGGAAACGAGAAGGCGAUAGCACACGACCGUGUAAGGAACACACCUUCCUGACAGAUGUAGCAGAUGUAAGAGAAAUGGAACAUGGACUCUUACAGUUACUGGAGGAUUUCCAUUCAGGAAAGCUGCAGGCAUUUGGGCAAGACUGUACCUUUGAUAAGAUGGACAUGGUGAGAGAACAACAAGAGAAGUUGACCAGACUCCACUUUGAACUCGACACACAACAAGAAAUACAAGGGAUGGACACUGACCAAGGACGGGAAAUGGCACAGAAAAAUAUGGACCAGUUGAUGGAGAAGUUACAGGAGCUCAAUAAUUCUAUAUUGAAUCUCCAGAAAACAGAGAACCCACUACAGCUAGGGAAGUCGCCAAAACAUCCUGCCACAUAACAUUCAAGAGCAGCGACGGUGUAUUCAAUGAAUGAAACAGAGGUGCCCAGUGACUUUCAGAAUGAUGCAUCCAAGACACGUUAAAGAGACAUUUAUGAGACCAAAGGAAAUAAGAGUUUUGAUUUGUUGGGAACAGAGCACAAAAAAUGGAUCUCUCAACUGAGUUAUUGAUAGAAUAAUUUUUCUUUAAAUUCUAUUGUAAAUAUCGUGUAUAAAUCAUGUCAAUAAAUCAUGUU
Lineus longissimus is the source of this 856-nucleotide messenger RNA. RefSeq names its product coiled-coil domain-containing protein 28B-like. NCBI's taxonomy places the organism in Eukaryota, Metazoa, Nemertea, Pilidiophora, Heteronemertea, Lineidae. The transcript has 6 exons. The record is from RefSeq and is a predicted model, not a curated record. Bases 132 to 620 code for a protein of 162 amino acids.